This is a messenger RNA of Blastomyces dermatitidis ER-3, 2661 nucleotides long. Its product is annotated as proliferating cell nuclear antigen. Gene Ontology annotation, cellular component: PCNA complex. NCBI's taxonomy places the organism in Eukaryota, Fungi, Ascomycota, Eurotiomycetes, Onygenales, Ajellomycetaceae. Gene Ontology annotation, molecular function: DNA binding; myosin binding; DNA polymerase processivity factor activity. The transcript has 11 exons. Gene Ontology annotation, biological process: mismatch repair; leading strand elongation; translesion synthesis. The record is from RefSeq and is a predicted model, not a curated record. The coding region runs from base 1 to 2661 and encodes 886 amino acids.
AUGGAGGCGCUGGUUUAUGAAGACUCACCAUUAGCUGACUACCUGGAGGGCGAGGGAGUAGCACAGCAAGACUGGGCACCUCAACAUGAAGAGCACCACCCAACUCAAACGCCUCUAGAUUCGUUGACAGCGAAUUUCGCUCCUCGAGGGCCCCCUACAUUUCAAGACCGAAUACGAAAUAAACUGCCUGCACCGUUACAAUUGAAACCCAUGGGCCAGCAAGAAACUCUAGCCAAGAUCCAUAAUGCCUGCAAAGCAGCGAUUAGCACGAAAAUAGGGAAGAGCGAGAACGAGCGGUUUCUUGAACAGUUUGGAUACACGAUUGUUGCCUCCCAGCUCCUCAACGAGCAAAGCGCACCGUCGUACAGCACCGUGUCGGGAUUACUAUCGAAUACAACUCAUAAUGCUGAUCUGCCAGGCACACGAGCAGCAAGUUUUGGUUUAAGAGGGGCUAUAUUCACAGCCGGGGCAUCGUUUUCCGUGGUUUGGAUACUCCACUGGGCUAGAUCUCGCCAGGGCUCCGGUUGGGAUUUCCGGCGGGUCUGUAUCCUUAUCAUUCUUCUUCUGGCAGUCGCGACAGCAUUCUACGCUUUCGCUAAGCGUCAGUGGUUGAAAUACCUUCGUCGCCAGGCCGUGGAUGUUGCAUCUGUUCUCGUCACCAACGCACAGUCUUUUGAUUCUGCGGCAUCGGCUUCGGUUGUCUUGAUACAGGAGGUGGAACUGGUCUCCAGAGGAUAUAGAAUAAGCACCCCUAUGCCUCCAAUAACCCGGUUGGAAGAGCAAACACAAACACGACGCUGUUUGAGACUCCGGCGCAUUCUUUCAGAGUGCCUUUCGGAGAUGCUAGAGAAAUAUUUGGAUGCAAAACGACAUCUACGAUCACUUACAGAUACUGCUAAUUUAGAAAAAUAUUACGACAUAUAUGAUUUCUCGCCAGAGGAACUUGAGGAACCCAAGUCUCUGUCAACUGACAGUCCAUUGGAAGACAAGACCUCAUUACGAUCUCUUAGACACUUGUUUUCGAGAGCUUACGCCGCUAGAAAAGGCACAUUAUGCUGCUUGCUAGCGCUACCGGCGGAGGGCGGGGAAGCCGAUAUUGCAUAUUGGAGUACUGCUAUUGAGGAGAUGCAACGCCUCGCUGUUACAAAUGGAGCUUGCGUACAAAGACUGGCAGCAAUACUCAACGAGCAAGACUACAAUAUAAUACCACCCUCCCCCCAAUCCAAGCUUACCCCAAAUAAAGACCGUCAUCGUGCGCAACUUAGGCGACUCAAUUCUCUGUCCCAAGGCAUCCGUGGGAUACAUGCCAAAAUGCAACUUAUUCGCGAGGAAUCUGAUGCCAGCCUUGAGCGAGCAACGGAUGAUGUAGAUUUUGGUACAACACUGGCAACUCUCUACCAAUCUAUCGGGACGGAUUUAAGGGGAUUAUUACAAGAGUGGGAAGCUGGAAGAUCUUCCUUAUUAGCCACUAUGGAAAAUCCCGAUCGUCUCUCGCGGCCCACAAGUCUACUACGGACGCCAGCAUCUCCAACGUUUAGCCUAGGUGGCGUGACUGCAGUUGAAGGGGGCCCUGCGGAGGCUCUUCGAGCAUUGAAUGGCGAGGACCAGCACCUCGCAAGCCCAGAUAACAACAUGGAUGACGAUGAAGUUUUUGAAGCAAUUGCCCUGCCCCGGAAACGUAGCUCCAUGACAAGAGAUGAAAGAAUAGCCCGAAUGAAAGAAGAGCGGGUUAGACAAGCCGUGGCACGAGAGAAAUCGGACGCAAAUACACACAUGUUGAGAGAGCUAGAAACAGUUAUUAGACUACACACUUUCCCAUCCCCCGACAAACUGCUUGACACUCACUACAUCCAAUUCGGACACAUUUAUACCAGUAAUUUACUACUGUUGGAAGCACGGCUAGAACAAGCCAGUUUGUUGAAGAAGGUUGUUGAUGCCAUCAAAGACCUAGUGCAGGACUGCAACUUCGACUGCAAUGACUCAGGAAUCGCCCUCCAAGCCAUGGAUAACUCCCACGUGGCACUGGUCUCUAUGAUGCUGAAAGCAGAAGGCUUUUCCCCCUACCGCUGCGACCGCAACGUCGCGCUGGGAAUUAACCUGGUCUCUCUCACAAAGGUUCUGCGAGCUGCACAAAACGAAGACAUUUUGACGUUAAAGGCAGAGGAUUCCCCAGACGUCAUUAACCUCGUCUUUGAGAGCGCGCAGACGGACCGGCUGAGCGAGUAUGAUAUCAAGCUUAUGGAUAUUGACCAGGAGCACCUGGCGAUUCCGGACACAGAGUAUGCGGCUACAGUUGACAUGCCGUCGACGGAGUUCAGGAGGAUUUGUACGGAUUUGGGAAACUUGUCGGAGUCUGUAAUGAUCGAAGCCAACAAGGAUGGUGUUAAAUUCUCCUGCCAAGGCGAGAUUGGCAACGGCGCCAUCACCCUCCGCCAACACACCAACGUCGAUAAUCCAGACCAGAACGUUUCCAUCGCCCUCUCAGAGCCCGUCUCCCUCACCUUCUCCCUUAAAUAUCUUAUGCACUUCUGCAAGGCUACAGGCCUGUCGACGUCCGUUCGUCUGUGUCUCUCACAGGAAGUGCCGCUCCUAGUCGAGUACGGAUUGGGCAGUGGCCAUCUGAGAUUCUUCCUUGCGCCAAAGAUCGGAGACGAAGAGUGA